GCUCUUAGGGAGAAGCAGAGUUGGGGCAGCGGGACGAUGGGGGCUGGAGUAGCCUAGGUCCUGGGUUCAAGUCCCUGAAGUUCAGAGGAAGGUAUGGCCUGGCUGAUUGUCCUCAGCAGCUCAGAACAAGAUAAUUUACUGAUUCAACAAGUUGAAGAGGUGAGGAUAACAUCAGUAGUUGGGCGCCUACUGUUUACCAGGUUUAUUCAGUCCUUAAAACUGUGAGGGGGGGUAGCAGCAUCUCCAUUUUACAGAUAAAGUAACUGAGGCUCCAGGGGAAGGUGACUUGCCCAAGCUCACCCACUGCCUGGAAUCUGGAUUUAAUGAAGACCCAAAUUUUGAGGCUGGCCCUGCUACUUAUUGGAUCAGUGCUCUGGCUCUGGGCCCUUGUCUCCAGGAGCCGACAUUCUACUGGCCAUCAAUUCCUGGUUGAGGACUUCCUGUUUUACACGGAGGUCUAACUAACGUAGAACAGACCGCACAAGCACCAGGGCUGAGGUCGGGUGCAUACAGCCACCCAGGUAACUGCCACUGGGAUACAAAUACCGCACGUUUCCAUUGCUCCAAAGGUGUCUUCACCUUCCCAGUCGAUAAUCACCCCUGCUCCCAGGUAACCAUCUGGCUUCUACCAACACAGAAACCUCGACCUUGAAGAUGGUGAGUAGCCAGCCAAAGUACGAUCUAAUACGGGAGGUAGGCCGAGGUAGUUACGGUGUUGUGUAUGAAGCAGUCAUCAGAAAGACCUCUGCACGGGUGGCAGUGAAGAAAAUCCGAUGCCACGCACCUGAAAAUGUUGAACUAGCACUUCGUGAAUUCUGGGCACUAAGCAGUAUCAAGAGCCAACAUCCAAAUGUGAUUCACCUGGAAGAAUGCAUCCUACAGAAAGAUGGGAUGGUGCAAAAGAUGUCCCAUGGCUCUAAUUCUUCCCUUUAUUUACAGCUUGUAGAGACUUCCUUAAAAGGAGAAAUUGCCUUUGAUCCCAGAAGCGCCUAUUAUUUGUGGUUUGUGAUGGAUUUUUGUGACGGAGGAGAUAUGAAUGAGUAUCUGUUGUCCAGAAAACCCAAUCGGAAAACUAACACCAGCUUCAUGCUUCAACUGAGCAGUGCCCUGGCUUUCUUGCAUAAAAACCAGAUCAUCCACCGAGAUCUGAAGCCGGACAACAUCCUGAUUUCUCAAAGCAGGUUGGAUACUAGUGACUUAGAACCCACAUUGAAAGUGGCUGAUUUUGGCCUAAGUAAAGUUUGUUCGGCCUCUGGGCAAAACCCAGAAGAACCUGUCAGCGUAAACAAGUGUUUCCUUUCCACGGCAUGUGGAACGGAUUUCUACAUGGCUCCUGAAGUAUGGGAAGGACACUACACAGCGAAAGCUGACAUCUUUGCUCUGGGGAUUAUUAUCUGGGCGAUGCUGGAAAGGAUCACAUUCAUAGACACAGAGACAAAGAAGGAACUCUUGGGGAGUUAUGUAAAACAAGGAACUGAAAUUGUGCCGGUUGGGGAGGCACUUUUGGAAAAUCCCAAAAUGGAACUUCUAAUUCCUGUGAAGAAAAAGUCUAUGAAUGGGCGAAUGAAACAACUGAUUAAGGAAAUGCUGGCCGCAAACCCUCAGGAUCGUCCAGAUGCUUUUGAACUAGAACUCAGAUUAGUACAAAUUGCAUUUAAAGAUAGCAGCUGGGAAACGUGAUAUAUUAUUUACAGAUAUCUUGGAUGAUAUGCUGCUUCUGAUUUAACAGUGAUGCAACAUUAUGUGGCUGAAAAAGAAUACAAAAAGCUAAACUCCACCUUCUAAGGGUUUAGAUUUUAUUGUGGGAUUUUUUUUCCUCAUUUUUCUUAAUCCAAGCUGGCCAUUUUGUUAGUAAGUUUUAAAUGUAUAUUACCAAUGUGGGUGUA
This is a messenger RNA of Urocitellus parryii (Arctic ground squirrel), 1886 nucleotides long. The record is from RefSeq and is a predicted model, not a curated record. NCBI's taxonomy places the organism in Eukaryota, Metazoa, Chordata, Mammalia, Rodentia, Sciuridae.